Salvia hispanica is the source of this 1240-nucleotide messenger RNA. RefSeq names its product LIM domain-containing protein WLIM1-like. Lineage: Eukaryota; Viridiplantae; Streptophyta; Magnoliopsida; Lamiales; Lamiaceae. The record is from RefSeq and is a predicted model, not a curated record.
GGAAAUAAGAAUGUACGAUUGAUAUAUUCUCCGCCGCAGAGAACUCGUUUUUCCCUCUAACUCCGUUGGUCAAGAGAAGAGCUUGGAGAUCGGAGGGAAAGGCCAUCACAUUUCACCAGAAUUUCACUGCACCCCACACAAUAUUUGUGGCUGUUUCAAUCUUCAUUUCCAUCACUAUAUAAACCUUCAACCUCUGCCCACCAAUGAUUUUCAUCAAUAAACAUAACUCUCACACCCACACAGACCGACGAAAUCAACAACAACAAAAAAAAGGAAAAAGAAACAAAAAGAGGCAUCGGAAGCAGGAAGGAGAAGAAACAAGGGGAAAGAGAACAACUGAAAGCUGUUCAGACAGCCACGUCGUUCUUGAUCGAACGAGUGUGUUGUUUUCUUUCCUCAAAUUUUUUCCUUAACAAACAUGGCCUUCUUCACUCACUUUACUGGCACCACCCAGAAAUGCAGUGCUUGCCAGAAGACCGUGUACCUGGUUGAUCGCCUCGCCACUGACGACCGCGUCUUCCACCGGGCCUGCUUCCGUUGCCAUCACUGCAAAGGCACCCUCAAGCUGGGAAACUACAACUCUUUCGAGGGGGUGCUCUACUGCAGGCAUCACUAUGUUCAGCUCUUCAGGAGGACCGGCAGCCUCAACAAGAGCUUCGAUGGAACACCAAAGGUAGUCAAGACAGAAAAGCCUCUAGAAAACGAGAAUGCAGCCAUGAUCGCAUGCAUGUUUAAUGGAACCAUGGAGAGAUGCAUCGGUUGUGUUCAGACUGUUUAUCCCAUUGAAAAGGUUACUGUGAAUGGGGCUGCAUACCACAAGAGCUGCUUCAAAUGCAGCUACGGAGGGUGCACUAUAAGCCCAUCGAACUACAUUGCGCAUGAGGGUGUGCUCUUCUGCAAACACCACCACAUGCAGCUCAUCAGGGCUAAGGGAAACCUCAGCCAGCUCGAGAGCGAAUCCAUCAAAGAAUCAGCACCGGUCGGCCCAACUUUUGUUGCUGAGCUUGAAUUUCAAGAUGAUGAAGCUGAACCUCAAUGCUGAGAAUUUGUUUCCACCUCAUAGUGUUUCUGAUCUGUCUAGACAUCAAUCUGUGUUUUCCCAAACAGUAUCCUGGUAGUAUAUUUUUCUUAUAGUUUUAGAUUUUCUUUUUCUUUUUCGGGUGUGAGUACAUGAAUGGUAGAUGGGUUUUGAUGUAAUUGUAUUUUCAUUAAUAUAAUUGGACACCCCGUUUAAUCCUUA